CAUUAACAGCGCGUUUUCUUUUUUUUUUCAUUGAUACCGGAAUUUUCACUUGGGAAAUUGCAAUUUUGUUUGUAAACAAUAAAGUUUUUUAUAAAUUUAUCCAUUUAAAUAAAAUUUAAAAAUGUUUUACCACAUCUCUCUUGAACAUGAGAUUUUAUUGCAUCCACGUUACUUCGGACCCCAGCUAUUGGAGACUGUUAAACAAAAAUUAUAUACUGAAGUUGAGGGUACUUGUACGGGAAAGUAUGGUUUCGUUAUAGCAGUCACAACAAUUGAUCAAAUUGGCGCUGGCGUGAUACAACCUGGCCAGGGAUUUGUAGUGUAUCCGGUGAAAUACAAAGCCAUUGUAUUUCGACCAUUCAAGGGUGAGGUUUUAGAUGCGGUCGUCAAACAAAUCAACAAAGUUGGCAUGUUUGCUGAAAUCGGACCUCUAUCAUGUUUCAUAUCACAUCAUUCCAUUCCCGCUGAUAUGCAAUUUUGCCCCAAUGGAAAUCCGCCUUGCUAUAAAUCCAAAGAUGAAGAUGUGGUUAUAUCGGGCGAAGAUAAAAUCCGCUUAAAAAUUGUUGGUACUCGUGUGGAUGCAACAGGCAUUUUUGCAAUUGGUACUUUGAUGGAUGAUUAUUUGGGUUUAGUUGGCAGUUAAUUUUAUAUAGUCUUGACGAAAAGUGAACAUAUUUUAACAUUAAUUUAUAUUAUGGUAAUAGAUUUAAUACAAACAUUAAAAA
Messenger RNA from Calliphora vicina (urban bluebottle blowfly), 725 nucleotides. RefSeq names its product DNA-directed RNA polymerase II subunit Rpb7 (gene Rpb7). Gene Ontology annotation, biological process: transcription initiation at RNA polymerase II promoter; positive regulation of nuclear-transcribed mRNA poly(A) tail shortening; positive regulation of translational initiation. The transcript has 4 exons. Gene Ontology annotation, molecular function: translation initiation factor binding; single-stranded RNA binding; single-stranded DNA binding. Lineage: Eukaryota; Metazoa; Arthropoda; Insecta; Diptera; Calliphoridae. Gene Ontology annotation, cellular component: RNA polymerase II, core complex; P-body. Bases 122 to 643 code for a protein of 173 amino acids. The record is from RefSeq and is a predicted model, not a curated record.